Dermacentor andersoni is the source of this 4063-nucleotide messenger RNA. Its product is annotated as acetylcholine receptor subunit alpha-like 1. Gene Ontology annotation, biological process: monoatomic ion transmembrane transport. Gene Ontology annotation, molecular function: transmembrane signaling receptor activity; acetylcholine-gated monoatomic cation-selective channel activity. The record is from RefSeq and is a predicted model, not a curated record. Lineage: Eukaryota; Metazoa; Arthropoda; Arachnida; Ixodida; Ixodidae. Gene Ontology annotation, cellular component: postsynaptic membrane.
GGCGUCGCCGGUGGAGUCGACAGCACGCCGCCGGAACAGCAGCAGCAGCGGACGCGGUGGCGGCAACGCCGGCGCGGGGACAGCUUCGCCGCCGGGCGCCCACCAGCGCUCACCAGCAGCUGCCCGCGACCAUGCGGCGAGGCAUGUAGGCUGGGUGGCGGUGUGCCAUGGGCGAGACCCCGUCGAGGACCACGAGCGUGCCGCCUCCGGCCGCUGCGGGCGGCGGGCCGGCAUGGCGGCUCCGGCUGUCGGCCCUCAUCGUGGCGCUGCUCAGCUGGCGCACGCCGUGCUGCGCGGCCAACGCGGACACCAAGCGCCUCUACCACGACCUCAUCAACGGAUACAGCUCGCUCAUCAGGCCCGUGGGCAACAAUUCGGACCGGCUAACGGUCAAGAUGGGCCUCCGCCUGUCGCAGCUCAUCGACGUGAACCUCAAGAAUCAGAUAAUGACAACAAACGUAUGGGUUGAGCAGGAGUGGAACGACUACAAGCUCCGCUGGGACCCAGAAGAGUAUGGCGGAGUGACUAAAGUCCACGUACCGGCUGAACAAAUUUGGUUGCCGGACAUUGUUCUUUAUAAUAACGCUGAUGGAAACUACGAGGUGACCAUCAUGACCAAAGCCAUUCUCCAUUCGGAUGGCCUCGUCAUCUGGAAGCCACCCGCAAUCUACAAAAGUUCCUGCGAGAUAGACGUGCAAUAUUUUCCAUUUGACCAGCAGACCUGCUUCAUGAAGUUUGGAUCCUGGACCUACGACGGAUACACGGUCGACCUGAAGCACAAGCACCAGCGCGACGAUUCCAACGACAUCGCGGUGGGCAUCGACCUGUCCGAAUUCUACCUGAGCGUCGAGUGGGACAUCAUGGCGGUGCCCGCGCGGCGCAAGGAGAAGUUCUACUCGUGCUGCGAGGAGCCCUUUCCGGACAUCACCUUCAACAUCACGCUGCGGCGCAAAACCCUGUUCUACACCGUCAACCUGAUCAUCCCCUGCGUGGCCAUCUCUUUCCUCUCCGUGCUGGUGUUCUACCUGCCCUCGGACUCCGGCGAGAAGGUCUCGCUCUCCAUCUCCAUCAUGCUCUCGCUGGGCGUCUUCUUCCUGCUCCUCUCCGAAAUCAUCCCGCCCACGUCGCUGGCCGUGCCCUUGCUCGGCAAGUACUUGCUCUUCACCAUGGUGCUCGUCUCCCUCUCCGUCUUCGUCACCAUCGCCGUGCUCAACGUCAACUUCCGCUCGCCGGCGACGCACAAGAUGGCGCCCUGGGUCAAGCACGUCUUCCUGAAGGUCCUGCCCCCCGUUCUCCUCAUGAAACGGCCCCAAGACGAUGAUGACGAUGACGAUGCCAGUGCCAUGGGCUUCGAUGCCACGCCGUCCGCCGACAACCGAGCUCCGCCGUCUCCUCCGCCGCCGCCACCGCCACCACCGCCGCUACAGGAACUGACACUAUGCGCGUACCACUCCGCCGAGCCGCCCGAGAGCGGCGGGGACGACGCCUCACCGCGGGCGUUGCCUUCGCCUCCCGAUGGCGGCGCCGACCCGGGAGCCCUGCUCGACCAGGACCUGGCCAGGCCCGUGUUCAACGUGCGCUUCAUCGCGCAGCACAUGGAGAAUGCCGACCACUUUGACCAGGUCAUAGAAGACUGGCGUUACGUGGCCAUGGUCCUGGACCGACUAUUCCUGCUGCUGUUCACGUUCACGUGCGUCGUGGGCUCAGCCUGCAUCAUCCUCGAGGCGCCCUCGCUGUUCGACGACAAGCUCCCGAUUGACAUCCUCAUGUCCAAGGUGGCUCCGCGACUGCGGCGCAUCCACGACUGAGCCUGCCGAUAUCGGUCGGCCGAAGACGCUUCCUCCACCAGAAGCCCUUCCCGACACUUGUCCUGGCCAGAGGUAGCCUCGCUUCACGCUCUCGCCUUGCGAGUUGGACAUCGUCAGCCCAAUCCUCGACGUGCUGAAAGAGGACUGUGACACGAGUGAUGAGAGAGUGCUUGGCUGUGAAAGAGAGACUUGAGACUUUACUGUUUGUAGUGAGCAGAGUCAAAACGGGGCACAACCGUGGCCGAGAAAAAAAAAAUGAACGGGACACACUCGAGGUGGGGCGAUACAGUCUAGAUAUUUUGUACGUUCGCCCGCUUCGUAACGCGAGCCCUAGACGAACAAAAAAAUAUUUUGCCGGGGAGCCUUUCUCCUCUGUCUUUCGCUUUUAUUUUUCAGGGUUUUUAACGCUCUUUCAACGCGGAGUUACAUAUAAAAUGGUAACGCGGUCUUCGAAUAGCGCCGUCGUCCGCCUCGCGUCGUCUUCGGUUUCGCUUGAGCCCUCCCUUUCACAUCCUGUGCUCACCUAACGAUAUCGCUCACUUCCAGUCCUAAUUUCCAAAUAUAUCCUCGUUCACUGGUUUAGUUUAUGAGUGCGCGAGUUGGCGGGUUGGUACCGACUUUGCUUUCAGAUUCCUUUUUUUUUUUAAAUUGUGCUCAGCCUGAUGCUGCCUGUAGGUGCGAGUCUGGAAAGGGACAUCUGCCGGGUGUACUGUUUUCCCGGUUGCCACUUCCAUCUGUCAUGCACUUGAGACAAGCACGACGCAUUUCAGAGUUUUCAGCCUGGAAACCAUUUAGUGUUCGAGUGAAAGUUGUCAGUGCUUGUAGUAGGCUUGAUGUGUGUUGCUGCUGGCCACCCCGUUUCUUUUCCCCCCAGUACACACUGUUUCCUUUUGUUUUUGUCAGCGGAGUCGCCUUGUUGUUACGCGUAGGAACGCGCGCCCGUGGGGGGCCGAGAUUUCGCUGGACUCGUACGGAACGCAGAGCGCUGAUUAUAUAGGGCGUCUAUAAGGUAAUUUAUUUAUUUAUUUAUUUAUUUUGAAGUGCUCCGAAAGGCUUUCUUAUGAGAGUAUUGCAGACGGGUGGGGGUCACAAAAUCAGGUAAUAGAUAACUACAAACACAUUUGCAGGUAAGGCUGGUAAGGCUCACAAUUUCGUCAGACAUCACAAUGAAAUGAAAAAUCCAAUUCGUCUGACUGGAAGACUUUUUUUUUUCACCGCCGUUACGAGGACGUUCGUUAAAGUCCGAAAGUGACGAAAUCAAUUAAUGAUGUACAUCACAAUGAAUACACAGCGUUUGAAAGUAGUAAAUGAGGCGAAAUCGCAAAUUAAGUACGCCAAGCUAAGAUUCUAAGGUGCUUUAGACUGAAGUUUGUCGUGCGUCUCUAUUUAGAAACGUUGGCAAAAUUUAUCAGAAACAACCGAAAAGCAAGGAACACAUGUUUUUGUUUUGGCUUAUGACCAGUACAAUUAGUCCCAAGAAGCCAUUGUGGAAGGAUAUAAUUGUAUUGCAGAGGAUAGGAUAGGACAAAACACUAUUCCUAAUCCGUGACAGCGCAUCAGCGACCUGGUGAUCUGUGUAUGAUACAGAAGGACAGUUUAACAGUUGCACCUGACGGACAAAGAAAACAGAUGAUAGGACAACGCGUGGGUAACACAACAAAGCACGAGCGAGCUCGCCACGACGGGACACUGUGUGUUACUUCGGUUCUUGAAGCAGCAAAACGCCGCCGUGGUUGCUCAGUGGCUAUAGGGCUGCUUGUGGGAAGCACGAGGUCGCGAGAUCGAAUCCGGGCCACGGCGGCCGCAUUUCGGUGGGGGCGAAAUGCGAAAACACCCUGUACUUCGGUUUAGCUGCACGUUAAAGUACCCCAGGUGGUCCAAAUUUCCGGAGUCCCGGAGAUCGUGGUUUUGGCCCGUAAUAUCCCCUAAUUUUUUAAACAGCAAAACGGCAAUGAAUAGGGGCGUCGAUUGCCCCGGUGGUGAACACUGGCAUGCCCACGGCGCCUGGAACGGCGCGUGACGCGCGGUUUCGGCGAGCUCUCUCCCUCCCCGCAGUAUGGCGCCGGUGCGAAACCGUUCAGCCUGUGCUUAGCCCAGUGGAUUGUUGCGUCGUAGCAUUCCGGGAUCAGGCUUUGCUUCCGGUUUAAUCUGUGUCGGUGAAUGCGAGCUUGUGGCAGAAACGCAAGCCAGAGAUAGUUGUCUUCGAGGACUAUUUCUGUAGCAUUGUUUCCUAAUAAAGUGCGUUGCCGUGCUGC